GCUUUUUGUUGUUGGAGUGUGAUAAGCGAACUAAGCGAAGGUAUUGUUUUCAACGAGUAGAAUAUUAAACACAUUAAACAUUGCAUUUUUUAUAAGUAAAACAAAAGUGAUUUGGAUUAUAUUUUGGCCUUCAAUUCAAGUGUUCUCAUAAAUCGUAAAUUUUUAUUAAAAUAAAAGCGUUGCAUUAGUACACAGCAAAACUCAUUUUCAGUGGCCAACUGAGUUGUUAGCCGCAAUCGCUGGUCGAACGUCAAAACAACAUAAAGAAAAUCGAAAGUGUGGUGCAUCGCAGCACUGAAAGGAGGCACGAAGCACGGUGUGGUGUUGAUCGUACAUUAUCAAAACUUCUCGUUCAUAUAAUUGUCGGUGAAAAAAGAUAGAACCGAAAUGGCAAAGUAUUAUGAAAAUUCAACUACGUUCAACUACUCUUGGGAGCAGGUUACCCAAUGCUUCUGGAACCGGUAUCCAAACCCGUUCAGCACGCACGUACUUUCGGAAGAUACGAUUAGUCGAGAAAUGAAGAAUGGUAAAUUGCACAGCAAGAGACUGCUUACAAAAACAAACCGUGUGCCGAAAUGGGGCGAAAGGUUCAUCAAGACCAAUUCUGUCAGUAUUCUGGAAGAAUCCGUGGUGGAUCCGAAAGAACGGGUUCUUGUCACUUACACUAGGAACAUUGGAUUCAAUAAAAUUAUGAGUGUGGUCGAAAAAGUCACCUAUCGGUCGUCACCAGACCAUCCCGGAAAAACCAUCGCUACCCGGUCGGCAUGGAUCGAUUCAUCGAUGUACGGAUUCGCGACCGCCAUUCGAGCUUUCGGGUUGGAUAGAUUCAAGAAAAAUUGCAUGAAAACCGUGAAUGGUUUCAAUCACGUUCUGCAACACAUGUUCCCCGCCCAUCCCACCACAUUGGCUACUCUCCAUAACCAGCACCUAACCAAAACUCAGAAAAUAAAGGAAGCAGCCAAACAUGCUUCCGACCACGUCAAGGCCCAAGCCGAACACUUAGUACAAAAUUUCUCCGUGAAAGGUUGAACCAAGCCCCCCUAGUCAGGGGUAAACAACUUUUUCACACACGAAGAUCGACCUAGGAUUGCAAUACACUCGUUAACGGAUUCCGUCGUGUGCGUGUGUCCUUUAAUCGACACUAGAGUUUAAACCAAAAUGUGAUUAAAAUAUUUCCGACAGCUAGAUCAUAAAUAUUCACUGAACAAGUAUCGCAAUACAAACCCUAAUAUCUAGUUAGAGUGAGCUUCGUUUCUUCGCACGCACGAAUGUGUAAUGCGACAGAAUGCUUCAUUCCAUGCCGAUUAGAAUUCCGACCGUUCGCGAUCGUGUCUGUGUUCGGUUAGUCACUCGAGCGCGCCUUGUUGACAACCGUUUCCAGCACGUUCGGGACGGUUCAAAUGUUCAACUAAAGUAGGAACCACCAGAAUCAGAGGAAGAGAAUUUACGAAACAUUCGCUAGAGUUUUAAACGGAAGAAAGAAGUUGGUUGAAUUUUGCUUCAACAGUACUGCUCAGAAAUUACGAUAACUGUUUCUGAUAUUUACUAAUAUAUUAUUUUAGCUUAAACUAGUAGGCAGUUGUAAAAUAACCAUGUUUAAAAUGUUGAGCGCAGGAAACCGGGGAAAAAAUUAAGCCAUAGUCAAAAAGUGAAUAAUUGUUACUAAACAUUCGGACAAGGUGUGUUAUGCGAAAUUUUAUCUGCAAAUCAAUUUCCCGACAAUACAGAGUCAUCUUCUGCGCAUGGAAAAA
This is a messenger RNA of Toxorhynchites rutilus septentrionalis, 1751 nucleotides long. It is a transcript of the gene prel, whose product is annotated as protein preli-like. Gene Ontology annotation, biological process: phospholipid transport. The coding region runs from base 388 to 1029 and encodes 213 amino acids. Gene Ontology annotation, cellular component: mitochondrial intermembrane space. Gene Ontology annotation, molecular function: phosphatidic acid transfer activity. The record is from RefSeq and is a predicted model, not a curated record. The transcript has 3 exons. NCBI's taxonomy places the organism in Eukaryota, Metazoa, Arthropoda, Insecta, Diptera, Culicidae.